AUGGACACCUUAUUCAACUCCACGGAGAAAAAUGCCAGAGGCAUACCGCAAGCUCCGUUCAUCGAAAAUGUCAACGACAUAAUCAAGGACCCAAGCGACUUCGAGCUGUGCUUCAACAAGUUUCAGGAACGGCUUUCUAAGUACAAGUUCAUGCAAGAGUCUAAAAUGGCGACAAUAAAGCAAUUGAAGAUCCGGAUCCCGGACUUGCAAAACACACUGAAGAUCUGCCAAAGUCUGCGCAAUCACAGUGACAAGGACGGCGAGAGCGCUGAGCCUAUGCUUCUGCACUACCAGUUGAACGACACGCUUUACACGAAGGCUCAAAUCGAUAUACCAGAGGACCGUGCCGACUUGAAAGUCGGACUGUGGCUGGGCGCAGACGUGAUGCUGGAAUACCCGGUUGAUGAGGCCAUAGAGCUACUACAGAAGAAGCUCGCGGACUCGGAGCAAUCCCUGACGGUCUCUACGGAGGACGUUGAGUUCCUAAGGGAGAACAUUACCACGAUGGAAGUCAAUUGCGCAAGAUUGUAUAACUGGGACGUGCAAAGAAGACAGGACUUGAAGCAGGCCCAGGAAGGCACUAAAAACCUCAAGAUAUAA
Messenger RNA from Saccharomyces kudriavzevii IFO 1802, 600 nucleotides. RefSeq names its product tubulin-binding prefolding complex subunit PAC10 (gene PAC10). NCBI's taxonomy places the organism in Eukaryota, Fungi, Ascomycota, Saccharomycetes, Saccharomycetales, Saccharomycetaceae. Gene Ontology annotation, molecular function: tubulin binding. Gene Ontology annotation, biological process: protein folding; tubulin complex assembly; microtubule-based process. The transcript has a single exon. Gene Ontology annotation, cellular component: prefoldin complex; cytoplasm. The record is from RefSeq and is a predicted model, not a curated record. Bases 1 to 600 code for a protein of 199 amino acids.